GAUAGAGAGGACGAGUGUGAUCAUUGCGGAGUUCUCGGGGAUUCCGAGAAUACACGGUUCACACUGAGACCCGACUGUCAGUCCCGGAGCCCAGACUGCCGUAUGAGUUUUUGGACUCUACUACUUCCAUUCGUUGAGCCUCAGAGCACUCGCGUUUCCAAAAGCCAAGCGGUCUUUCAGUGCUGGGAUAGCGGAAUCAGGUUCCUAUGUGGGCAUAUUUGAGUUUGGAAAUGCUGAACUUCCAAAUAUAGAGCGGGACAGAGAAGGCUCAGGGCAGAGAAUCCUCCUAAUUCCUCUGACAGUGCUCACAGCUUCAUUUUAAAUAAGUGUGGAUUGAGUCAAACUUUCAUUGGCUGCAAAGUGAUGCCAGAUGUGUUGCCCUGCAAUGACUUUACAAAUGCAUUGUGGUCUUGUAUAUAAAACUCUUUGACGGGGAAAAGAGGACAAUCCAAACCCCUGCUGCUCUUCUCAUUCAUGGCACAGAUUAUAUUAAAACAUAUUCAGUAGUUUUAAAAAACACAUCAGGGUGUCCUACUGUUGAACAUGACUCAUGGGGUAGAGUCUGGCCCUGAAACUCAACAGGAUUCCACUGCUUUAACAUAUCUGGAGGGUUUGCUAAUGCAUCCAGUCACAACUGGGCCAGCUGCCACUGCUACACAGAGAUCAGAGCCUGAUCACAAUGGUGGUGAAAAUGCCAACAAGGUGACUAGGACAUUUCCGCUACCCAAACAUGGCUCCCCCUCACCAGACAAGGGCAGCCCACAUAGUGCAACCUCGCAGCACCAUAAAAAGGCCAGACUGCUUCGCUCAGAAGCAUGGAGUGAAGAUGACAGCAAGAAACAGGCUGGAAGUGUGGUGGAAGUUAAUGGACGAGGCCUGGAUGGCUCUGGGCAUGGGGAGAGCACAUUGCUGGCCUCUCUGCUGCAGUCCUUCAGCUCCCAGCUACAGAGUGUCGCCUUGUCACAGCACAUUUCUCAGAGCCACAAAUCGCUCAACAGGAAGAGCAGUGAAAGCGCUGCUGUUGAUAAGGAAACCCACAAGAGUUAUGGCACAGCGUCAGGCCACCUCAAAAGCCUCAUGAGGAAAAGAAAGCAGCAGAACCAUAACACUGUGCCUUAUUGUCGUCAUAGCAACCUGAACCGAAAUUCAGAUUCCCCUCGUUCCACUCAAAGCUCUGCCCAUACCACAGGAUCAGAAUCCAUGUCCUGCACCCAGCGGCUAAAGGCUGUGGCUAACAUAGUUCAGACCAGGUCCAGUCCCGCCACUUCCCCUAAGCCCAGUGUAGCCUGCAGUCAGCUGGCUUUACUGCUGUCCAGCGAGGUUCAUCUACAGCAGUACUCCAGAGAGCAGGCCUUAAAAGCACAAUUAAUAAGUCGAUCAGCGAGCGAGAAGCUAGCUGCCAUGGCCACACAGCAAACACAGGAUAAGAGACCUCCCAGCGUGGGGCAGCCGUCAACUUCCCCAGACAUGCUAAGCUCCUUAAAUGUUCAAAAUGGAGCACUCCCCCCACCAGCAUUAAUCUCCAGCAAGAAAAUCCCUUGCCUUCCCUCUUCCUCCCCAAAAGAGAGACGGCCCUUUGACAGACACAGUCGACCUCCACAGAACUGCAGCCGACUGCUACUCCUGCUUCUCAACAACCACAAUGCCCAGCAGCAGCUCACCAUGAACGGACACCUGGAGGACGAUCGCGACAUCCUCCCAAGACGGGCCUCCUCCCUACAGUCUGACAGUGACUACUCCAACCAGGAGAACUGUCUAACCAAAGACAGCAGUGAUACUGAGAGCUUCUCCAGCUGUUCCCCCAUCGACCUCUCCACGAGAGGUAGAGUGUCUAACCAAAAAUCAGAGGCUUGCUCUUCCGUAACCUCCUCUUUGGACAAGCUCACAGAGUCUCUCAUAAACAAAUGGAAGCCAGAACCUUCUACGCCAAAGGUCCAUGAGGCCACAAAUCUGGAUGCCAGCCCAGACAUGAAAUCCCAUGAUAAGGUCACCCUAAUGCAGUUACUGCUCGAGCGCAGAAAUAACAAGAAGGUAAACAAAAGUCCAGAUAAUCCUGGUUUGUGGCCUGACGCAGCCAUCAGCAGCUUGACUGCAAGCCCAUUUAGACAGAUUGGUUUGCCGGAGGACAGCAGGACCUGGAGUCCUCUGGACUGGCAGCCAGGUGGAGGUUUAUCUACAUUCAGCUCAGUCUCUCCUUCAUACUCCUACCUAACUCCCCAUGCCCAAUCUAGCCCUCUUGAUCUGUGCAAGUCUAUAGCUCACUCUAGUGAGAAGACAGCAGAGCCUUCAUUCAGUGCCAGCAAACUGCUACAGAAUCUGGCACAGAGUGGUGUAAAACACUUGUCCCCCUCUCCUCCUCUAUUACACACUCAAAAGUCGACCAGGAGAAGGCAAAGCCCAGAACUUGAGCUUGACAAGUCACAGGCUCAUCUGGAUCGGCUUGUUGCUCCAGUCAAACAGAACCGAAUCUCCAUGCUAGAUAGACCCCCUGCGACUCUCACACUUCACAAACAUGAGCAGUCACCUUUGGCGUCAACACAGGUAGAAAACCUUCUGGAGAAGCGCACUGUACUGCAGCAUCUGCUGGGUACUGCUUCCCACAAGGAAAGACCCAGUGUGCACAGAGUCUCAGAUGUUACAUCAGGGGGGCUGGAGAAGCCUCAUUGGACCUCCACCAAAUGUGAAAACUUAAACGGGUCUUCACUGGACCUAAAGAUAAAAAUGGAACCAGUAGAGAAUCGUUCAUUAGACGGCUCUGUUGAUGUUGUGUCACAUCAGAGACAAUCAGAGCAACACUCGCCCAUUUCUGAAGCACAGGACAAGAUCAAAUCUGAGCAAUGUCCUAAAGAAACAGCUGCUAAAUUUGGACUUCUUAGCAAGCUUUUGAAACAGCAGAACGCUACCUACUUUUCAAAACCACAUACUGAGCUCCUUGUAAACUCCGUUAAAGAGGAGUCACUGGAUUUUCACAGCCCUGUUCCUAAAAAAAGAAAACUGUGCAUUGAGGUGGCAGAGCACCUGAGUAAUGAGCUGUGCCAAAGAUCAGGAGAUACAACUAGUGACAAUCUGGUGUCCGGAACUCCUGAAUACAGUGGUAGAAGGCUGACAAGACCAAGGGAGGAAAAUUUAGUUGGGAGUCCAAGGAGCAAAGCUCCUCCAUCCAGAGAAAGUCAAGGCUUCAAUGUUCUCAAGCAACUCCUACUCUCAGAAAACUGUCUGAAGAAUUUAUCCCAACCCAGAGGGACCCCGAAUCCCUUCCCCCCUUCAGCCAACAGGAACCCAACUCAGUGUAGUUUCUCUCAUGAGUUAUCAAACUUGCCACGGUACCCCUAUUCUCUCAGUACAGGCCCUGAUGUCCCCAAAUCAGUGUCCAUUCCAACAUCUCGUGAUAGCAAUGGGGGGUCCCUACUUUGGGCUAAGGGCUCUCCCAAAGCCAGUCCUAAACCUGUUAAAAAAGAGCCUGAGGGGUCACCUGGAGAACUUGUUAGCAGGAAGAAGAGAUCCAGUCCAGACACACCCCCUUUUACCAGGUCUAAUCCAAUAUUGUACUACAUGCUCCAGCGAGGAAAUGGCCAGCUCAGAACUGAGAUACGGGAUCAGGUACAGCCAGCCCACUGUGCAAUAAGUGCAAAUGUGGAACCUUGUCAUGAUAACCAUAACUAUGAGCACAGGAUAAACUCUCUGGCCCACAGACAGUCUAGCAGCCAGAGAGAGGAGAAUCUGAAUGGCUCAGUGGAGAAAUGGUAGACCUUUACUAUCAGAAACAGCAAGAUGCAUGGUCAUGCGUUUCUUUUUUCUUUUUCCUUAAUAUUAUGAAACAAAGACUAUUUGGUUGUUUUCCACUGUUUUAAAUUAUUUUGUUUGUAUAUUUGAUGGAUUAGUUUGUUUGUUAGCUUUUUUUAUGUCAGAAUGAGAUGGUCACUUGGCCCUCCAUGAUUUAAUUAUUUUGCAUACACGUUUUUUGUUCAGCGUCUCUAAUGAAUGGAUAUUUAGUGUGUAUGCUGAGCUAACUGUCCGGCACGAUGUAAACUUUUCACCAUGAAAAAGCUCUUCCUCAUCCUGUACCUGAACAUCCAAUUAUGUUUAAUA
Xyrauchen texanus (razorback sucker) is the source of this 4089-nucleotide messenger RNA. RefSeq names its product nuclear receptor-interacting protein 1-like. The record is from RefSeq and is a predicted model, not a curated record. Bases 544 to 3747 code for a protein of 1067 amino acids. NCBI's taxonomy places the organism in Eukaryota, Metazoa, Chordata, Actinopteri, Cypriniformes, Catostomidae. Gene Ontology annotation, molecular function: transcription coregulator activity; signaling receptor binding. The transcript is spliced from 2 exons. Gene Ontology annotation, biological process: regulation of transcription by RNA polymerase II. Gene Ontology annotation, cellular component: nucleus.